Messenger RNA from Sebastes umbrosus (honeycomb rockfish), 1936 nucleotides. It is a transcript of the gene atp6ap1la, whose product is annotated as ATPase H+ transporting accessory protein 1 like a. NCBI's taxonomy places the organism in Eukaryota, Metazoa, Chordata, Actinopteri, Perciformes, Sebastidae. Gene Ontology annotation, cellular component: proton-transporting V-type ATPase complex. Bases 157 to 1098 code for a protein of 313 amino acids. The transcript is spliced from 7 exons. The record is from RefSeq and is a predicted model, not a curated record.
AGGGGCUGCCUCUCCUUUUCUGUCUCUGCUCUGUCCUGAUUGGCUGAUGCAUCAGUCCGUCAGGGGGGCUUAAAGGCGGUGGGCUGAUUAAAGUAGAUUAGGAGGGGGAGAGAGGGGGAUAGUGUGUGCUGGCAUCACACUCUGGUCAUCACAGCGAUGGCUUCACCAUGGAAACACUGCUGCAUCCUCCUCCUAGCUCUCCUCGUCCUCCAUCUGCAGUCGUCUGCCUGCCUAGACCGACGAGAUGCUGACCGUGCUGCUGUGUCUCCAGUAUAUGAUGAAGGGAUGGCUCAGAGUGAUGGAGGGAUGUGGAUGGAGGAGCGUUUGAUGUCUGCAGACCAACCGUUCAGACUACAGCAGUCUCCAGAUGUGUCCCGGAGGAAGUUACUUCAGAUGCCAGGAGCUGCAGUUCCCUUCCCUCCCCUCAUGGUGUUGUCUGAUGGGGAGCCGUGUGUCCUGUUCCAGGCCAGGAAGUUGUCUCUCCGCUAUGAGAAGCAAAAGCAGCUGGACCUGACGGAGAGAGCCUUUUCUCCUCAGACACCUGUCGACACCAGCCAGUCUGUCUGCCGCCAGGAUAAGGCCACACUGCAGCUGUCCAACAAUUUCUACGAGUCUUCAGGUCAGUGGUGGUUCUCGGUGGACAGCGUCUCUCUGCUCUACAACACCUCUGAAGAGGCCGUGUUCAACGCCAGUGAUGUGUAUGCUCCAGCCUCCUCCUCCUACCACUGCCUCCACGUCAGCAGCCUGCAGCGUUACAGCGCCCUGCUUCUGCCCAGCACCGACCGCGCCCGCCGCUGGACCGUCACCUUCACCAACUUCCAGAUUCAAGCCUUUAAUGUCACUGGUGGUACAUUUUCUCCUGCGAGCGUCUGCGCCACCUUCAUGACGCCAGCCAUCCUGAUGGGCCUCAUCACGUCCCUCAUCCUGCUGCUGGUCCUGGCCUAUGGCCUGCACAUGGUCAUCCACCUGAAACACAUAGAACAUGACGACGAACACAAGGCCGAUGUCUACUUCCCCCAAAGCCCUGAGCAGCCUGAACAUUGCUGCAUGGAAAACGAUGCUGAGAAAAAUAUUCUGUGUAGCCAAGAAGGUCAUUAGAGACUGUUACACUUCAAAAAGAGACACAGCUGAUUUGAUGCCGACAACUGGUACCCAACCUCUGGUGUGAUGGUAUACUUUCAGCUCAAGAUUAGAUUUUUUAAAUUUAUAUUUCUAGUGUUUUUUUAAUUUGCCUAUUAGUGAAUUUCUGCAUUUGUCUUUAUUACAAAUUUAAUAAAAAUAUAAAUAAAAAUGCAUGUUUUGUUUUGUUCUGUUUCCCAUUUGUAGUGUGUCUUACAUCUUACAGUAUUGUCACACUUUUAAUGCUCAGAGCAUGUUGCACAAGACAAAGGGUAGUUUGUAAUACGCACCCUGAUGGGAAGCUGUUCUCUCUCUUUAUACCUCGGCUUGGUCCUCCCCCUCCGACUGAGGCUGCUUCUAGUUAUUUAUUAUUUAUUUAUAUUUUGCAUGGCUUUGAUCAUUUUUACAUUGUACAGGACUCAGCAUGAUCAAACACAAGGGAGCUUAACAUGAUUACAUAUGCAUGAUCAAACGUAAUUUCCCUUACAGCUAGAAUAAAAUCAAAAUGACCUAUAAUAAACUCUCUUAUUGUGAAAAGAUGCAGGAUGAAACUGUUUCAUAUCAUCGAGCUUAGCUUUAAAAAUGCAUUGGCUUACUUAAUGGUUAUAUUAUAUAUAUAUAUAUAUUGUGUGCACUCAUGUAUAUGAUUAUUUAUGUCAGAAUUUCAAGUUUAAAAGAUUGUAUUUGUCACAUGUACAGUAAAAAAUAAGAGAAAAUAAAGAAUGAAUACAUAUGGAACAGAAAUAUAAGGCAUACAAGUUAAAAGAAAAUUAAAUAUAUGUAAUUAAUAAAUGUAUUAAAAUGAUGUAUUGAAAAG